Suillus clintonianus is the source of this 523-nucleotide messenger RNA. RefSeq lists its product as uncharacterized. The transcript has 3 exons. The annotation marks the transcript as partial. NCBI's taxonomy places the organism in Eukaryota, Fungi, Basidiomycota, Agaricomycetes, Boletales, Suillaceae. Gene Ontology annotation, molecular function: monooxygenase activity. The record is from RefSeq and is a predicted model, not a curated record. Gene Ontology annotation, biological process: secondary metabolite biosynthetic process.
CAACAUGCAAAUGUAUGUGCUCAGUGGUCCGUCGUUCACAGGGCUGACUUUGCAUUUUCAGGCUGGUAAGCUCUACCAAGGGCAAAGAGCUACUCUUUCCUUGGACAUCAUCGUCAUGGGAUGUGGGCUUGGUGGUCUUACUGCGGCAUACUGCCUCGCCCAGGCUGACCAUAAAGUAACCAUCCUCGAGGCCGCUCCCACGAUUGGAGAGAUUGGUGCUGGUAUUCAGAUGGGCCCAAAUCUGACCCGCCGUCUUAUCCGCUUGUGUCUGGGUAAGUGCCUUGCUGUCAAGCCCGAAGGAUUGGUCUUCGAGCGAUGGUUCGCCGGCGAGACUGUUGCAUGGUCAAUGCGGGGAGACACUAUGGAGGAGGAGUAUGGGGCCCCUUGCUAUCACAUCCACCGUUCUGAUUUUCAUCGCAUGGUGCUUGAACUGGCAGAGCCUCAUCGUACCAUUCGCAUGAAUUGUCGGGUUUUUUCCAUGGACACGUCAAAACCUACACUCACUCUCGAAUCUGGCAAAGUU